Messenger RNA from Punica granatum (pomegranate), 1033 nucleotides. The record is from RefSeq and is a predicted model, not a curated record. Lineage: Eukaryota; Viridiplantae; Streptophyta; Magnoliopsida; Myrtales; Lythraceae.
GUCUUCUUCAAACACUCUCGGAAGCACAUUUGAGUCAAGACACACUAUCUGCCCCCGACAAGACACCAAAAGGCGGGGGAAAUGGCGGCAGCGGCGGCGAAAGCUUCGGGCUUGCUAGUCCAACGGCCAGUGACAUUCGUGACCGGCAACGCCAAGAAGCUCGAAGAAGUUCGUGCAAUUUUGGGCCAAUCCAUUCCCUUCCAGUCCCUCAAGCUUGAUCUGCCCGAAUUGCAAGGAGAGCCCGAGGAAAUAUCCAAGGAGAAGGCUCGCUUGGCCGCAAUUCAGGUGAAUGGACCUGUUCUGGUGGAAGACACUUGCCUAUGUUUCAAUGCUUUAAAGGGUCUUCCUGGGCCUUACAUCAAGUGGUUCCUGCAGAAGAUUGGACAUGAAGGUUUAAAUAAUCUUUUGAUGGCAUAUGAGGAUAAAUCAGCUUAUGCUCUAUGUGCAUUCUCCUUCGCACUAGGCCCUGACACCGAGCCCAUAACUUUUCUUGGAAAGACUCUGGGGAAGAUAAUUCCUCCAAGGGGACCUACUGAUUUCGGAUGGGACCCAAUCUUCCAACCUGAUGGCUAUGAACAAACAUAUGCUGAGAUGCCAAAGGAGGAGAAGAAUAAGAUUUCCCACCGUUACAAGGCCCUUGAGAUGGUAAAGUCCCACUUUGCAGAAGCCGGUUACAAUUUUCAGACCAACCGCUAAGGGCGAGAGAGUAGUGAUUCCAAAAUUAUGAGUGCUAGAAGAACUCCGGAUUUUCCUAAUACUGCCAGACUGGGUAUCGAUGCGGGGCAUUGGUUGCUAAGUUCAAUUGGAUUGAAACUAUGGGGGAAAUGAUUGACGGAUUUUGAUAAUAUUUAGAUAGAAGUACAUGGAAUAAUGUAUUUUGCCUUGUACUUUUUCCAGGUUAACUGAUGUUGAAAAACUAAAAAGUUUGAUACUUUCUUAGGAUGAUUGGAGUACGUACACCAAAAUAUUUUUGGUGUAUGGAACCGCUCCUACAAAUUUUAUUGUAAAGGUAAAUUUUGCGUCUUCUCCUGUA